Tricharina praecox is the source of this 707-nucleotide messenger RNA. RefSeq lists its product as uncharacterized. The transcript has a single exon. NCBI's taxonomy places the organism in Eukaryota, Fungi, Ascomycota, Pezizomycetes, Pezizales, Pyronemataceae. The record is from RefSeq and is a predicted model, not a curated record. Bases 118 to 660 code for a protein of 180 amino acids.
GAAUCGCCGGCAACCGCCCGCGGCAGGAGUAGUGGGGCCAGAUUUGGUUGGCGAAAAUCGGAGGUGCGCCAUGAGAACCUGAUUCGAUCGGAAUCCGGAUCAGAUCCACCCAAGCUAAUGCUCUCCUCCUCCUUCUCCUCCUGCGCUUCUUCCUCGAUAUCUUCUUCGUGGACAACUAUCUGGCCCCGCAAUUGUUCUACCAACCCCACCGCGAUCCAUAAUUGCGGCACAGCGAUUCCAAUCUCCAUGCUUCAAUCUUCUUCCUCGAUGACACCCCCACGGGGUGCUAAUGAUUUCGAUCCUCCUCGUUCUAGCCGUCUUCAAUCCGUGACGCGGCUUCUUCUUAUCCUCGCACAAAUUGGAAUCGAAGGAAAGAAGUCCGUAGACAAACACGCGGACAAUAUCGACUGGCGUAUGAGAGUAAUGGCCAGAACCAGAACCGCGGGCGUUGAGAUAACUUUUCUUCGCACUUUCGUCCUUAGACAUAGCUUAUGCCCCGAUUCAAUCCAUCCACCCUCGUCGAGUAGUCCUCCAGCGAAUCAUUGCCUCCAACUCGGCGACAUCUUCCAGUCGGAUACCGGCAGUAGGCCAUGUCUUGAAAUCUCCCUGCUCAAACCCAGCUAUCUUACCACUAUCCCAUCUUUCCCUGCUCCCACGUGAUCCCUCAUCUGUGGCUUCGCGCUUGCAUCAACGCUCACCGAGAGACC